Bactrocera latifrons is the source of this 1661-nucleotide messenger RNA. Its product is annotated as beta-hexosaminidase subunit beta-like. Gene Ontology annotation, cellular component: membrane. NCBI's taxonomy places the organism in Eukaryota, Metazoa, Arthropoda, Insecta, Diptera, Tephritidae. Gene Ontology annotation, molecular function: beta-N-acetylhexosaminidase activity. The transcript has 8 exons. The record is from RefSeq and is a predicted model, not a curated record. Bases 72 to 1631 code for a protein of 519 amino acids. Gene Ontology annotation, biological process: carbohydrate metabolic process; glycosaminoglycan metabolic process; ganglioside catabolic process.
CUGAACGAGUACUAAGACAGUAUAGUUUUUAAGCUGACAGAAUACAGAACAAUUUCGUAAAUACGCUCGAAAUGCGCAUUUUUCUUAAUUUAGUUGUGUUUUUCGUAUUCUGCGGCAAAUUGAAUGCCGAUGGAGGAUACCUCAGCUUUGGUCCAGAGUUCAAGUCUACUAUAGGUGAGAUUUGGCCCAAGCCCUACCAACAAGUGGAGAGUAACAAGUACUAUGCGGUGAAUAGCUCCAACUUUCAAUUUAUCGCGGUGAACGAAAACUGUGCGCUCUUGCAAAGCGCCUUCACACGAUAUGCCAACAUUAUUGCCGCUGCGGCGAAAGGCUACAAUCGCGCCCCUGCCACCGCCAUACUUGGCAUCAUCCAGCAAAUCUGCGUCAAUCUGACACAGCCCUGCGAAGACUUGCCACAUCUCGACAUGGAUGAGUCAUAUUACGUACGCGGCGACGGCGUAGUGCGGGCCAACUCCGUUUGGGGUAUACUACGUGGUCUGGAGACAUUCUCCCAACUGUUGGUGCCAAUGCCAAAUGGGCUGCUACUUACGCGCAGCACAGAAAUUUACGAUCAGCCUCGCUUCAAGUACCGUGGCCUAAUGUUGGAUUCGGCAAGACACUUUGUGAGCAAGGCGAAAAUAUUGCAACUCAUCGAGGGAAUGGCCUACAACAAACUGAACGUCUUCCACUGGCACAUGACGGAUGACUCAGCGUUCCCCUACAGUUCAAGCGUUUUUCCAGAGCUGUCAGCAAAAGGCGCUUAUCGGCCGGAACUGACCUAUUCCAAGGCCGAUGUGAAGGAAGUGGUGAAGUUUGCACGCGCACGAGGCAUAAGGGUAGUGCCGGAAUUCGAUACGCCAGCGCACACCGCUUCAUGGGCAGCUUCACAUCCCGAACUGUUAACGAAAUGUGAGGGCGAAUUCCAAGGGCAAUUGGGACCGUUGAAUCCGACUAAAGAAUCCACUUUUAACUUUCUUCAUAAAUUUUUCAGUGAAAUCAAGUUCCUCUUUCCCGACAAGUUCCUACACUUGGGCGUCGAUGAAGUGGAUUCGGCUUGCUGGGAAUCAAAUGCCGACAUUCAGGCUUACCUGAUGGCACAUGGACUGGACAAUGGAGACUUGCCCUAUUUAUAUUUGGAGCGAUUCUCCGCGAACAUUUCUGCAAUGGGAUGGAAGCAGAUGGUGUGGCAGGAGGCCAUGAUCGAAAACUCUUAUAUGGACUGGCCUGUAGGCACAAUCGCACAAAUUUGGUUUGAUUACAAAAACGCUGCGGCAACACUAACGAAAAAGCGACAAGAUGUCGUUAGGAGUGAUGGCUGGUAUCUGUAUGUGUUAGACACUGGCGCCGACUGGGAGAAGUUCUAUAAUGUCGAACCGACUAACUUUAAUGGCAAUAAAUCGCAAAAAUCCCACGUAAUUGGCGGCGAAGCCUGCUUGUGGAGUGAGUGGAUCAAUGAGCAUAAUGUGCUGCCAACUACGUUUCCGCGUGUGAGUGCGUUGGCCGAGCGUUUGUGGUCUCCCCUUGAGCAACUGGAUGCUGAAAAAGCGCGCUUGCGUUUGGAGGAGCACAACUGUCGUAUGAUCGGACGGGGUAUUGAAGCGCGACCAGCUAAUGGGUUCGGCAUGUGCUAGAGGCGAGUGCAGUGAUGAGACAUUGAAGAG